AUGAUACCAUCUGAUCAAUGCCAACAGCAAGUUAAUCGACAUAACAAUAGUGAUGAUCAACGUUUACAUAACCUGUUUUAUAGAAAAUCAAAAUUAGAAUCUGUCAAUGAAACAUCGGCAUUGUUGUCUGGUUUCGCUAUUGUAGCAAUUGUUGAAUUGUCGUUGGAUGCCUAUACAAGUCAAAAUCCUGGAGAGGGCUUAUUAAUUUGCUAUGCAAUAGUAUCUUGUUUACUAGUUGGUAUACAUUUGUUAGCAUUACUGAUGUCAAUGUGUAUUUUACCUGAAUUAAAAAGUGUUAUUCGCCAAUCGGAUGUAUGGAUUAAUCAU
Messenger RNA from Didymodactylos carnosus, 327 nucleotides. The record is from the annotation of a GenBank genome assembly. NCBI's taxonomy places the organism in Eukaryota, Metazoa, Rotifera, Eurotatoria, Philodinida, Philodinidae.